Messenger RNA from Carassius auratus (goldfish), 1492 nucleotides. Its product is annotated as neuronal membrane glycoprotein M6-a-like. Gene Ontology annotation, cellular component: neuronal cell body; filopodium; axonal growth cone. NCBI's taxonomy places the organism in Eukaryota, Metazoa, Chordata, Actinopteri, Cypriniformes, Cyprinidae. The coding region runs from base 390 to 1226 and encodes 278 amino acids. The transcript is spliced from 7 exons. Gene Ontology annotation, biological process: neuron projection development. The record is from RefSeq and is a predicted model, not a curated record.
CUUGUGUUACCUCGUAUAAACACAUAUAUAGAAGUAUAUAGAGGUCUGAAUGUCUUAACACUCACUGGUUUGCACGAGCCCGUGCUGAGAUGCCACACUCAACCUCCUCACACAAGAGAAGUCAACUGAAAAAAAUUGGUCCUGACAGCCGCUCUCCUCUGUGAGGAACAGGGUAGUAGCAGGAGCGAGAGAGUGAGGAGUGGGAGGAGGGAGUGAGAGUCUGAGAGAGGGAGAGAGAGGGGGAGAGAGAGACUUGUGCAUUGAAAGCCAGCCUCAGCCUCUGUUGUGGUAAGCAAGCAAAGGAAGGCGUUUAAGCAGAGGACUUUAAACCCACAGCCGCAACUCUGGUCACCACUGUAGAGACCCCCGAAAUCAGAGGACAAGGCAGUAUGGAAGAGGACAUGGAUGAGGGACAGACCCAGAAGGGAUGUGCGGAGUGUUGUCUGAAAUGUUUAGGAGGAAUCCCUUAUCCAUCCCUGAUUGCCACCAUCCUGCUGUAUGCUGGAGUGGCGCUCUUCUGUGGAUGUGGGCAUGAAGCUCUUUCUGGGACGGUCACCAUCCUCCAGAACUACUUUGAGGUGAUCAAGGGACCUGGAGAUGGUCUGGAUGUGUUUACAAUCAUUGACAUUAUCAAGUAUGUGAUCUAUGGCAUUGCCUCUGCAUUCUUCGUCUAUGGCAUUCUUCUGAUGGUCGAAGGCUUCUUUACCAGUGGGGCCAUCAAGGACCUGUAUGGAGACUUCAAGAUCACCACCUGUGGGCGCUGUGUCAGUGCAUGGUUCAUCAUGUUGACGUACAUCUUCAUGUUGGCUUGGCUGGGUGUGACAGCAUUCACUUCGUUGCCUGUCUUCAUGUAUUUCAACAUCUGGACCAUUUGCCAAAACAUGACCGUUCUGGAGGGAGCGAGUUUAUGUCUUGACCCGCGCCAGUUUGGUGUCGUGCCCAUUGGAGAGGAGAAGACUGUAUGUGCAGGAUCAGAGAAGUUCUACAAAAUGUGCGAAUCGAAUGAGCUGGAUAUGACUUUCCAUUUGUUUGUGUGUGCGUUGGCUGGGGCUGGAGCUGCAGUCAUUGCCAUGAUCCAUUACCUGAUGGUGCUGUCUGCCAACUGGGCCUAUGUGAAGGAUGCGUGUAAAAUGCAGAAAUACGAGGACUGCAAGUCCAAGGAGGAGCAGGAGCUGCAUGACAUCCACUCUACACGCUCCAAGGAACGGCUCAAUGCCUACACAUAAGACAGGAAGCAGCAGUGAGGGCGAGAGUGCUUUCACUUCCUGUUGAAGGGAGUUUUGGCACUGGUGCAGUCCAGGUGGUGUGUCGUAUGAUCAACCCCAUGGCCAACCCAUUACCUCUCACACAAACAUUAAUAUUAUUAUUAUUAGUGCUAGCAGUAGUGUUUUAGUUUUUUCACAUUAUUGUAUUACAUUUUUUUUUUUUUUUUUUUUGCUGGUUCUUUGUGUUUAAAAGGUGUUUUUAAAGAGAAAUAUAUAUAUAUAUAUAU